This is a messenger RNA of Mycena indigotica, 459 nucleotides long. RefSeq lists its product as uncharacterized. NCBI's taxonomy places the organism in Eukaryota, Fungi, Basidiomycota, Agaricomycetes, Agaricales, Mycenaceae. Bases 1 to 459 code for a protein of 152 amino acids. The record is from RefSeq and is a predicted model, not a curated record. The transcript has 3 exons.
AUGGCCUCCACAUGGCUCGAGGCCUCAAGUGAAGCGCGCCGACUUCCUCCUUCCGUGAACAAUCCUGCCGAUGCUGGGUCCCGCUACUACAUCAUGGGUGUGCUGCUUGCGCUGGGUAUCAUCCUCGGCGUCUUCAUGCUCUGGGCCCGCUGCCGUUUUCCUGUUGUCCGCCGAGUCACACUCGCAGUGGCAACCCCUCCUCCCGCAAAGACGCGUCAAACGACACCGCCGCCCAUUUUCGACGUGUUUGUCGCACCAACCAACGUUCAUGCUGCUCUGUGGACCGAUAUGCUGCCGCUUUCGCUUUCGCUAUUGCCCCCACGCACUUGCGCCGCUGGCAAGGAAAAUGCUGGACUGCAGUCCGUCCCGGCCCAUGUUGCCGCCCUCGUCGCGAUGCCAAGCUUGUGCCCGGAAGAGUGCUUCGAGUUCGCUGUCGGCACUGUCGAGGUUAAGCUUUAG